Molecule: messenger RNA, 1116 nt
Organism: Doryrhamphus excisus (bluestripe pipefish)
Lineage: Eukaryota; Metazoa; Chordata; Actinopteri; Syngnathiformes; Syngnathidae
Gene: socs4
Product: suppressor of cytokine signaling 4
Biological process (GO): intracellular signal transduction; phosphatidylinositol phosphate biosynthetic process
Cellular component (GO): phosphatidylinositol 3-kinase complex
Molecular function (GO): 1-phosphatidylinositol-3-kinase regulator activity
Source: RefSeq, a predicted model, not a curated record
AUGUCCGAGAAGAAGCCACAAGGUUCAGACACCCGUCCCAAGUGCGGCCCCCGCAGUUGGAGUGCCGACAGCUACGCUUGGAAAGGAAAGAAGCGCUCAAGAAGCUCCCGCAAAGGAUCCAGUCCCGGGGGGGGGCGCGAGAUGGAGGGGUCGGAGGAACUCGGGGUUCGUUCCACGUCCUGUCCGAGGAGGCGAAGAGAUAGAAAGUGCAGCUGCGGCAGUCUGGGGGACGACGUCGAUGUCGUAUGUCGAAAGGCCUUAUCCCGGCGUUCUUUGAGGCAGAAGUUCCAGGAUGCGGUCGGACAAUGUUUGCCUUUGCGGUCCCACCAUCAUCAUCACCAUCAUCAUCACACACAGGCCGCGUCGAGACCCUUUUCCGUGUUAUUCUGGUCUAAACGUAAGAUUCACGUUUCAGAACUCAUGCAGGACAAGUGUCCUUUCUCGCCUAAAUCUGAACUCGCCCGUUGUUGGCACCUUCUUAAAAACCAGAGCUCACUCAAGGACUUGGAGGCUCACCUCAAACCCAACUUGGAGUCUUCACCCAACGCCCAAAUUCAGACGCUCUCCUGGGAGGAAAUCUGCAGCUCUGGAUCCGGGAGCACCACCCAAGAGGACUGGGACCCCGGGAGCCACAUUCUGGUUCCCGAUCUCUUACAGAUCAACAACAGCUCCUGCUACUGGGGGAUGCUGAACCGCUUCGAGGCCGAGGAGCUUCUCGACGGGCAACCGGAGGGAACGUUCCUGUUACGCGACUCUGCGCAGGACGACUUCCUGUUCUCCGUCAGCUUCCGGCGGUACAGCCGCUCGUUGCACGCGCGCAUCGAGCAAAACGGCAAACGUUUCAGCUUCGACGUGCAUGACCCGUGCAUGUACCGCGACGCCAGCGUGACGGGGUUGCUGAGGCACUACAGCGACCCCGCGACCUGUCUCUUCUUCGAGCCUCUGCUCUCUCAGCCGCUCGCCAGGACUUUUCCUUUUUCGCUCCAGCACCUUUGCAGGGCGGUGGUCUGCAGCUGCACCACCUAUCGAGGCAUCGAGAACCUGCCGCUGCCCCCUCAGCUCAGGGACUACCUCCGGCAGUACCACAUCAAGUGUGAAGGGGCCUGUGCUGUGUGA